Messenger RNA from Diabrotica balteata, 4434 nucleotides. Lineage: Eukaryota; Metazoa; Arthropoda; Insecta; Coleoptera; Chrysomelidae. The record is from the annotation of a GenBank genome assembly.
AUGCGUGACAAAGACCGUCUCCGGACUUUUUUCCUAUUUUUUGGGGUUUUAUGGAUCUCCCAAAUUUGCACAGGGAUAAUUAUCCCUACGCAAGAGCAGCCCCGUCCCCAGUAUUCAUCCGGAAUAAAAACUGCAUUUAGAAAAAAUUCCAAUCCGUACAUGCUUCAGAACUAUAGCAGAGUUGUAGUGCAUAAUAGGCCAGAUAUUCCAGGAGCACAGUAUGUUCGUACUCAUACUGAAGACAUACAACAUGUCUAUCCUGUAUAUAAUAUCCAAGGAAACAACCAGAGAGUGCAGCAUCAAAAUGUUUUACAAACACAAUCCCAUACCAAAAUCGAUGCCGGACAAUUCAACAGACCAAACAGAACGAUUAUUAAAAGAAAAAUUGAGUCUAAAACUUUGGAAAUAUAUACCAAGUGUCCACCUGGAGUAACCGGGCAGUUCAUUUAUUCAGCUUCUUGCAAUCAGUUCUUGAACUGUUGGAAAGGGAGAGGUAACGUCCAAAACUGUGCGCCGGGAACACUGUUCAAUCCAAAAUCGUUGGAAUGUGAUUUUCCGGAGAAGGUGGAAUGUGUAACAGGUCCUAGCUCAAAUACCAUAGAAAACAUAAGAGUGCAAAAAUCCGUGCUUCAAGCUUCCUGUCCUGCUGGUUUUUCCGGUAUAAUACCGGAUUAUUUUGACUGUUCAAAAUUUAUCAACUGCGAUAACGGACAAGAAAAUAAAAUGGCUUGUGCUCCUGGUACUUUGUUCGACAUGAACAAAAAUAUGUGCGAUUAUCCGCAGAGCACUACUUGUUUCAAUGGAGAUAAUUCUCUUGAAUUGAAUUCAGCUGGUACUCAACAACAUUAUCAGUGGUCUCAGGGUUCAACUGAUGGCCAUGAUCUAUGUACAUCCCAGAAUUGUAAAUCUGGUACCUAUCGUGAAAGUCAUCCUGUAGGUCAAGAAACAGUACCUACAUACACUUACUGUAACCCAAAGACUCAAAACUGCGGACAUAGUACAUAUUAUGACUUGCGUGGAAGUCAGUCAGGAUCCAAAUCCACUACAUAUUCGCAAACUAAUAAUAGGGAAGAUAAUUACCAAUAUGGAACUGAUAAUUUAAGAUAUGGCCAUAAUACUGACGAAGUAAGGUAUGAUUCAAGUAGAGGACAAAAUAAUUAUCGGUGUAGUUCGGGUCAAAAUUGUGCAAGACCAACGCAAAACGGUGUAUCAUCUGGAAAUACACAAUACCAAACCUUAAGCUACGGACAAAACAAUGCAGGACAAUAUUCAAAUCAACAAUCAGUUUAUAGUCAUUCCACGACUUAUAAGCCUGACAAUGAAGAACAUAUCAGUACUUCUACUGAAUACAUAGGAUGCGAUUUACAAACUUUAAAGUGUUUUCUGCCUGGUGAGCAUGGUAGUCCAAUAAAUGGAAAUACUGAAGGCUUAGUUAAAAAAAUCUAUAAAAUUAAUCAAAAAUGUAAUCCAGCAGUCCAAAAUUGUGGUCAAUACAGAGUAACCUAUUCGAACAAUGGGCAAAACAACGAAUACUUAGGAAACGGUCACGGUGAACUCAACAGACAUAACUGUAAUCCAGCUACACACAACUGUGAACAAUACUCAGGACAAAGUACUACAGUUACGCAAUGGUCAAGUUCUCCACAACAACGGCCCAAUUACAAUAAAAUAUGUAACGUUAAUGACCCAACCUGUAGACAAAACCAAUGGACCAACCAACAGUCAGUUAGCCAGAAAACUACGACAGAUUCUCGACCUGUCUGUCCCAGUGGAUUUGUGGGUCUACACAAGCACCCUACUGAAUGCAAGAAAUAUUUGAACUGUGCUAACGGUCAGACGUUCGUGAUGGAUUGUGGUCCUGGGACUGUGUUUAAUCCGAAAAUUUCGGUGUGCGAUUAUCCUUACAAUGUUGACUGUACAGACGCUGAAACUUCUCAAGUUACUACGACUGUGGAUUACGGCAAUACGGGAGGUGCUAGAGCUGAGGUUAACACGGGAAGCUAUACUGAGUGGCACAAUCAAGACGGACAUAACGGGCAAGAUUUGAAUCACAAUUCAGGAAACGGUAAACCUGGAUACGUAAUUAAUCCAGUAGAGAAAUCCCCCGAUUACGAUGAUGUCUACAACUCAAACCACUAUCAACGAAGACCGCAAGUAACCACCCCAAGAAGCGCUUGGCCCCCACCAUAUCAAACCGCGGAUUCUAACGAUCUUGGCGAGACGGAUUAUGUCUUUACUUACGACAACGGAGAUCCGGUAGUUUUGGAACCGGAAAACGUAAUCGAAGUCAAACAAAGGGUAACUAGGAAAUGUUCUGACGAUGAUUUUCACUGCAGUGCGAACUCUUGUAUUUCUCUGACGUUGCUUUGUGACAAUAAUAGGGAUUGUGCCGACGGAAAAGACGAGCAAAACUGUCGAGAAUACGUCGAAAGAUUUUCAGUGGCAAAACACUCACGUCUUGUCGUAGUAGAAAACCAACGCAUUGUCAACGUCUCCCAUUCAACUUGCGCUGUCCUUUGUAUUCAAAAUAAGAAGUUCACAUGCAGAUCAUUCACCUACAGAAGAUCUGACAGAAAUUGUUUCUUAUCCGACAAAAACAUAGGGCUAUCUGGAGCUCUACAGACCCAUCAUUCCAGCGACUACUACGAAUUAAAAGAUGGUACUAUAGACUGCUCCGAUAAAACUAAAUACUUUGAAUGUAAUAACAAGAAAUGCUUGACUAAAGAUUAUGUGUGUGAUGGGUACAAUGACUGUGAUAAUAGGGAAGACGAAAAACAUUGCGGGGCCGAAAAGUUUGGAUACAAAAUAAAGUUGGCCGGGUCUGCUCAGAAGAAUGAAGGGCGAGUAGAAAUUACAGCCUUUGGCAGUACCGGCUUCAUCUGUGACGACGACUUCAGCAUAGUCGACGCCAAUGUCAUUUGUAGAGAACUAGGAUUCCCGCUAGGAGCAGCUGAAGUGAAAGGUCAAUCGUACUUUGCCAAAGACCUAAAAGAAAGAAACACCUUAUAUAUGAUAGACGACCUAAACUGCGUCGGCAAUGAAAGUACCGUCAUCGAUUGUACGUUCCCUGGUUGGGGAAUGCACAACUGCAGAGACCAAGAAAUAGCUGGAGUAGUGUGUAAAACUCCACAAAAGAAAUGCGGAAGUGAUAAAUGGAAAUGUGAUAGUGGAAAUGAGUGUAUUCCGUUUGAGUUCGUUUGCGAUGAUGUCGAAGAUUGUAACGAUGAUUCCGAUGAAGCUGUCCAACAUUGUGAGGCACCCACCGAAUUGCGCCUUGUAGGAGGUACUUAUCCCGGAGAAGGACGAGUUGAAAUCAAACACAACGGUAUCUGGGGAACUAUUUGUGACGACGACUUCAACGAAGAUGCAGCUAAAGUGGUGUGCAAGUCCUUGGGAUACAAAGGCAAGAGUUUUGUUAAAAAGGAUGCUUUCUUUGGGGCAGGUUUUGGGCCCAUAUGGCUCGAUCAAGUAUCUUGUUAUGGCAACGAGACCGAGCUAAAUACAUGCACACACUGGGACUGGGGCGAGCACAAUUGCGAACAUAGUGAAGACGUGGGGGUGAUCUGCUCACAGGAUGCAACAGAAGUCCAGAAUGAAAGACACUCAAAUCUACCCACAAGGAUUGAAGAAGGAUUACCCAAAAACUGUGGCUUUAGGAAAGACAAUCAGUUUGCCAUCAACGAUUUAAUUCAGGCAAGAGUGAUAGGAGGAGGUGUUGCUAAGAAAGGAGAUUAUCCUUGGCAGGCGGCUCUUAAAGUUAGAGUCAAAGACAAAUCCGCCCACUGGUGUGGAGCCAUUAUCAUCUCCAGCAGAUGGGUUUUAACCGCAGCCCACUGUCUACAGGGUUACACUAAAGGCGCCUACGUGAUCGUUGCCGGUGAUUAUAACACAGACGACAACGACGGAAGCGAGCAACAGAAAUAUAUCGAUGAGUUCUUCGUGCAUGAGCAGUUCAGGAAGGGACACAAACUCAACAACGAUAUUGCUCUGAUAAAAGUAAAAGGUACUGGAUUCGUUCUGAAUGACGACGUCCAACCUAUUUGUUUGGCUGAUGCUAGUACAGAUUAUAGUAAGCAGAUGAAUUGUACUAUAUCUGGAUUCGGAUCGAUCAAAAGUGGGGUUUCAGCUUACUCCCACAAUUUACUAUCAGCUUGGAUAUCUACAUAUUCCGACAACAUAUGUAAAAUGCCCCAUGUAUACGGCGAUGUUUUAACAAACGGUAUGUUUUGCGCUGGUUCUAUGGACGGUGCGAUGGACGCUUGCGAUGGGGAUAGUGGAGGUCCAUUGGCUUGUUUGGACCAAGGUGUUUUUACUCUUUAUGGUAUAACUUCUUGGGGCAUGCACUGCGGAUACGCAAACAAACCAGGUGUUUAUGUGAAAGUUGGACAUUACAGACAGUGGAUUGACGAUACCAUAGCAAAGCAUUCGAGGUGA